Mucor velutinosus is the source of this 258-nucleotide messenger RNA. It is a transcript of the gene CFAP20, whose product is annotated as Cilia- and flagella-associated protein 20. Lineage: Eukaryota; Fungi; Mucoromycota; Mucoromycetes; Mucorales; Mucoraceae. The transcript has a single exon. Bases 1 to 258 code for a protein of 85 amino acids. The record is from RefSeq and is a predicted model, not a curated record.
AUGAACAACAACAACAACAACGCUGCCAGCAUUGACUUCACCGCAAGACUCUUGCAAGAAAUGAUGGCAAUGAGAUCCGAAAUCAGCCAACAAGGCGUACAACUGAACGUCUUUGUUGUGCCAGAAGGGCUACAACUGUCUAUAAAGAUUAAGGUAUUCUUGAUGGGUAGAUAUGUCUGUGUUGUGCAACAACAUGGACAAGCUAUGAUAAGUGAAGUGCAUCUCAGCUAUCUAAAUACUGAGGUUCACCAGAUGUGA